Molecule: messenger RNA, 2904 nt
Organism: Pseudopipra pipra
Lineage: Eukaryota; Metazoa; Chordata; Aves; Passeriformes; Pipridae
Gene: MC1R
Product: melanocortin 1 receptor
Exons: 1
Coding region: 1758-2702 (314 amino acids)
Biological process (GO): regulation of metabolic process; adenylate cyclase-activating G protein-coupled receptor signaling pathway
Cellular component (GO): plasma membrane; cytoplasm
Molecular function (GO): melanocyte-stimulating hormone receptor activity
Source: RefSeq, a predicted model, not a curated record
GUCCAGGGAGGGGAGCUGCCUCCCUGGGCCUCUCUCCUCUCUCAACAGGGGACAAGGACUAUCUGAGCAUGUCCGAGCUAAUCGGCAGCAGCUGUCCCUUGUCCCCAUGGCAGCUUUAGUCCCCUUCUGGCCUCUUCCACACACAAUUCCCAUCCCAUUCCCCUCCCCGUUCUUCUGGCUAUUGUCCUUAAUUCCCAGAGGGGUUUCUUUGCCCUCUCCUCCAGCUCCUUUGUGCUUCCUGCAGCUUCCUUCCCUCCACAAAACAUUCUGCACCCUCUCACCACACUGACCCUUCCAAAGGUCUUGGAGUGCCCUAUGCCACUAGAAUUGUGCACUGAUCAGCUUUUCCAGCUUUUUAAUUGUGUUUGUAGCAGAAAUCAUCCCCCCUCUUUGUUUCUCCAUCCUUUAUUUCCCCACCUUCACCUUGUAGAGCCAGGUUUGAGGUCAGCCACACUCAAACCUUAACUCAUCUUUGUUCCCACAAAGCUUUUUCCUUUUUUUUGCCGAGUAAUGGUGAAUAUGUGGAUUAAGUCCUUGUUUCUGCUGUGUUGUCUCCCUAGGGGAUGGAGCCAGGGUAGGUUGGCUGGGUGCAAACCCCAGAUCUCAAGCCAGCCCAUCGCAGCUCUGUUCCCCACUGGCACAUGCAAAUCCCAUGGUGUCCUAAUCCCUGUAGCUUGGCACUGUGGCAGCACAGGACCCCAUUCCCAAUGUAUCCAGCUGAACCAUUUUCAUCCAUGCCGGAGGGAAGGGCUUCCCAACGGAAGUGGAUAACCGUGGGAUCAGCCUUUCAUGAAGCUGUGAAUGGCUCUUUGGCAGCUGAGCAGCUCCAGGCAUCAACACGGACCCAAGGCACAUGAUGGUCAGAUGGGGUCUGUGUCCCCGCCUGCCUGGGAUCCCUGUGGCACCAGGCUCUGCAGUGUCCCAUUUAAUCAUGUCUUUGACGAUUCAUAUCAGAUCCCAUGCCUGCCCCAUGGCGAAACACCUUCCCCGGGGCUCUGGGGCUGGGACCCCUCCCAGUUCCAAUGUGUGGGGCAGCUUUGUUCCUGCAGUGGGCAGGGUCUCAUGGGGGUCCCCAGGGUGUGUGGACACCCCAGGGUGUAUGGAUGACCCCCAGGGCACAUGAACCCCUGUAGGACAUACAGGCCUGCAGGGCACAUGGGACCCCUCAAGUCACACAGUCCCCCAGAGUGCCUCCAGCAUAUCUAGGACCCCAGGACAUAUGGAGACUCGAGGUGCCUCGUCCCCCCAGGGCACAGAGGACCUCUAUGGCACACAACCCCCCACAGUGCAUGACCCCAGGGAUGCAUGGACCCUCCCAGGGCAUUUAUGACUCCUGGGCACAUGGUGACCCCAAGCAGUCACGUCCACCAGGGCCAUCCUGGAGGUCUGGCAGCCCUGGCCUUGGCAGUGGCCCCACUCGCUGCCAGGGUGCCACCGUCAUGCAGAUACCCACCCUCCUCGGGAGGAGGAGCCACGAGAGUCGGCUUUAAAAUGGGGUAGAGAAAGGGCCCUUUCUUCCCAGCACCCUGGGCCGGCGGGCGUAGGACGUGGGGCAGCGCUGGCACAGAGAGUGGCUGCCACGCUGGGGGGUCCCGGCGGGCACGCGACACCCUCGGCACACCCCACACCUCCCAUCCCCAGUUCCUCUGUGUCCCCUCGGCCUUGCCGCCGGGCGCCACAGGAGCACUGGCGGGGCACAACAGGGGCUCGAGGGGUGUGUGGGUGCCACAGGGUGCCCCGGGGCUGAGGCAGGGGCCAUGUCGACACUGGCCCCCCUGCGUCUGCUGCGCGAGCCCUGGAACGCCAGCGAGGGCAACCAGAGCAACACCACAGUCGGAGCCAGCAGCGGCUGGUGCCAGGGGCUGGACAUUCCCAAUGAGCUGUUUCUGGCACUUGGGCUGGUGAGCCUGGUGGAGAACCUGCUGGUAGUGGCUGCCAUCCUGAAGAACAGAAACCUGCACUCACCCACCUACUACUUCAUCUGCUGCCUGGCGGUGUCUGACAUGCUGGUGAGCAUCAGCAACCUGGCGGAGAUGCUCUUCAUGCUGCUGCUGGAGCACGGGGUGCUGGUGAUGCGCCCCAGCAUUGUCCGCCACAUGGACAACGUCAUCGACAUGCUCAUCUGCAGCUCUGUUGUGUCCUCCCUCUCCUUCCUGGGGGUCAUCGCUGUUGACCGCUACAUCACCAUCUUCUACGCCCUGCGCUACCACAGCAUCAUGACGCUGCAGAGGGCUGUGGUGACCAUGGCCAGCAUCUGGCUGGCCAGCACCGUCUCCAGCACCGUCCUCAUCACCUACUACCACAGCAACACCAUCCUCCUCUGCCUCAUCAGCUUCUUCCUCUUCAUGCUGAUCCUCAUGCUGGUGCUCUACAUACACAUGUUUGCCCUGGCCCGCCACCACCUCCACAGCAUCUCCAGCCAGCAGAAGCCUCCCACUGCCCACCACGGUGGCAGCCUGAAGGGCGCUGUCACCCUCACCAUCCUCCUGGGGGUCUUCUUCAUCUGCUGGGGGCCCUUCUUCUUCCACCUCAUCCUUAUUGUCAUCUGCCCCACCAACCCCUUCUGCACCUGCUUCUUCAGUUACUUCAACCUCUUUCUCAUCCUCAUCAUCUGUAACUCGGUGAUUGAUCCCCUCAUCUAUGCCUUCCGGAGCCAAGAGCUCCGACGGACGCUGCGGGAGGUGGUGACGUGCUCCUGGUAGGCAGCGGGACGCGGUACCGGCACGGCCAUCCCUGCCCCGAAACGGACGGAUAGAUGGACUGGUGAAUGGAUGGGAUGAGCCGCGGGAUGCCCCCGUCCGGGCUCGCAGCUCGCGGUUCCCAAUAAAGGCUCUUUGCAGUGACGCUGUGGCUGGCAUCGGGCAGCCCCGGGCAGCCCCGAGGGGGACGGCCCCUCCCUGCCUA